This is a messenger RNA of Daucus carota subsp. sativus, 1443 nucleotides long. Its product is annotated as polygalacturonase. The record is from RefSeq and is a predicted model, not a curated record. Bases 87 to 1253 code for a protein of 388 amino acids. Gene Ontology annotation, biological process: carbohydrate metabolic process. The transcript has 4 exons. NCBI's taxonomy places the organism in Eukaryota, Viridiplantae, Streptophyta, Magnoliopsida, Apiales, Apiaceae. Gene Ontology annotation, molecular function: polygalacturonase activity.
CCGUUCCAAACUCUACACAAUCUUCCAACUCUUCAACUUCUUACAUCAAAGUAUCAAACCUAUACAUCAUCCUAGUAAUCAACAUCAUGUCUUCCCUUUAUCUCAUACUUAUGUUCUUCCUUCUUAACUCAUCCACCUCAUCCGCAACGAUCACGUACAAUAUUCUUCGUUUCGGAGCCAAAUCCGGAGGCCAGUCUGAUUCAUCCAAGGCCUUGCUUAGAGCAUGGGGAGCUGCUUGUGCAACCACUAGGCCUGCUACCAUCUACGUACCACCGGGCAGGUUCUUGCUUAAAAAUGUCUAUUUUUAUGGUGAACAUUGCAGAAAUGGUGCAAUAACUAUACGUGUAGAUGGCACGUUAGUAGCUCCGUCGGAUUACAAUGUGCUGGGAAGCUCCGGGAACUGGAUUAAGUUCGAGAGAGUUACUGGCGUUUCGAUUUAUGGGGGAACUUUGGAUGGACAAGGAACGUCUCUUUGGGCGUGCAAAACUUCUGGAAAGAAGUGUCCCGAAGGAAUAACGAGCCUGGCCUUUUACAAUUCCAACAAGAUCAUAAUCAGUGGGCUAGCGUCGUUAAACAGUCAGAUGUUCCACGUAGUGAUUGACGGUUGUCACGACGUGAAGUUGGAUGGUAUAAGAGUUUCUGCAUCAGGCAAAAGCCCCAACACAGAUGGAAUUCAUCUGCAAUCCUCGUCCGGAGUCACGGUCCUCAACUCCCAUAUUAGCACUGGGGAUGAUUGCAUCUCUAUGGGACCUGGCAACUCUAAUGUGUGGAUCGAAAACAUAGCUUGCGGCCCAGGUCACGGAAUCAGUAUUGGAAGUUUAGGAUGGGAAUUACAAGAGCCCGGGGUUCAAAAUGUGACAGUUAAGUCGGUUACAUUCACCGGGACUGAAAAUGGUGUGAGAAUAAAAACAUGGGCUAGGCCAACCAAGGGCUUCGUCAAGGACGUUUUGUUUCAGCACAUACAAAUGGUUGACGUCCAAAAUCCUGUUAUCAUCGACCAAAAUUACUGCCCUGGCGAAAAGAAUUGCCCUCAUCAGGUCUCGGACAUAAAGAUCAGCGGUGUGACGUACCAAGAUAUUCAUGGGACAUCAGCAACAGAAGUAGGAGUUAAACUAGAAUGCAGCAAGGCGUCUCCGUGUGGGGUGAAGCUGGAGGAUGUAGAGCUCACUUACAAGAGCAAACCUGUUGAAGCAGUUUGUACUAAUGUUGGAGGAAAGUUGCUUGCUUCCUCUGAUAACCAGAGAUGCUUGUAACAAGGAAGAUCAUCACACAACUAUAUAUAUUCAUCCAUAUUUUUCAUGGUGGCACUUUAGCCUGGUCUUGCGAGCUUAAAUUUGUAGAAGUGGUGUGUUAAUUAUGCGUAGAUCUAUACAUGUAUAAGAAUUGAUGGAAUUAAUUUGAAGAAUUAAUACAUCAUAUGCAAUAAAAGAAACAGAUUUUUCA